CCUGUCAUUUUGUCUAAAAAAAAUUUAAUAAAUCAUAAGCCUCAUUUGUGCACGAAUAAAAACCCUAAUUUCAACUUCAUUCUCUUUCUCUUUUCUCUCUCAACCUCUACGCAAUUAAUCUCUUCAACAGCUACAGCCUCUCCUAUGGCGACGGCGGGCGACGGAAGGGCUCCCUAUGAAAGCAGCGGAGCCGGAGGAAAGUUCCGUAAGAGGCCUUACCGGCGUAGUACUCCGGCGACGCCGUAUGAUAGACCUCCUACGGCACUCAGGAACAACAAUCCUGGCCUAUUUACGAAGCUUGUGGACCCUGCUUCCAGACUCAUCUAUGCCGGGGUUCAUAAGCUCUUCGGCGUUUUCCGCAAGCGUCUUCCUCCCCUAUCUUUACAAGGGCUGCCAGGGAUUAGUGAAGAACCACAAAAUGUUUCUCAGGAUGUAGGGAGAAAUAAUUCUAUUGGAGUAUCAAAAGCUAGCACUGAUGAAGACAUGAAUUCUGCUGCCACUGGGAUAUCAGAGCUUGAGCAAAUGUUGAAACAAAAAACCUUUACUAGAUCUGAAAUCCAGCACUUGACAACAUUGCUGCAUUCAAGAACCACCGAGUCACCUGAUAAUGUUGUAGAAAUAAAUGGAGCAAAGCCUCAAACUUCACCUUCUCCCUUUUUAAGGCUUGAAGCAUCAACAAGUGGCUCAAUGAAAAAACAUGGAGACAACAGGGAUAACUUCCAUGCUGCUAUUUCAACUCCCUUUGUCAGUUCAAAAGUUCUUGAAGAGGAGACUCCUUCACCUGCUGAGGUGGCAAAGUCUUACAUGGGAUCCAGGCCUACAAAGCUAGCUCCAUCACCACUUGGAUUAACCAGCCUUACAAGCCUUCAAAAAACAUCAAUUACUCCAAAAACUGCAAACAAUUUCAAGGGUCUUGAAAACGGUUUCUUGACACCAAGAUCAAGAGGCAGAUCAGCAAUGUACAGCAUGGCUAGGACACCAUAUACCAAUAGCCCUUUUAAUUUUAACCAAAAGGAAAUCAUCUCAACAUCUUCUCAGUCUCUAAAACGUAGGAGUUCUGUUUUAGAAGAUGAUUUUGGAUCUGGGGGCCCACUUCGUAGAACACGACAAAAACCUAAUCUUUUAUUACAGUCAAGAGAGAAAAGAGAACUUGGAUACACUACUUUUCAACAACCAAUGCUUUUAGAGAACAAACCUGAAGAAAAUGGAGACACUGCUAUCCACGGGUCAACCCAUGGAUCUGUUCCAGCAAAGUCAACUCAAACAGCUACAAAAAUAUUCCAACAACUUGAAAGAUUGACUCCAAAAUCACCCACUAAACUGACAUCAAAUAUGCUCCAUGGUCAGGCUCUUAGAAGCUUGGAGAAAGUGGAUUUACCUAAAUUUCUCCCGACCUCUCAUGACACUCAGAAAUCAGAGUUUCAGCAUGAGUCAACUAGUAAGUCAACCUCUCGAGGCAAAGAAAAAGUUGAAGAAAAUGGUGAAAGAAAGUUCCCUGUUCCUUUUAACAUGUUGACACCUGUUAAUGGUGAUUUGGAAGUUUCUAUAAAAGAAAGUUCACAGAUUGUUACAGUUGACGAUUCAACUUCGAUUCUUCCACCUGAACCUCCUCAAAAGAGGCGAGCUUUUCAGAUGAGUGCUCCUGAGGAUACAUGGGAGCUUGAUGACGAUGAUGAUGACAUCAAUGUUAAUGGGCAUGUGUCCAUUCCACCUGUUGUUGAAAACAGUAAACCAGAGACAAGUUUAGUAGCAAACAAACCUGUUUCUGCUGACAUCAUUGAACCUCCAACACCGCUGGAAGUCUUUAAAACUCCGGCACCGGUAGCAGCAACUCCGGUGGUGGCUGAAGUAACUCUGGUUGCAAAAACUUCAGAGAAAGUUGAGUUGAAAGAAUCUGAAAAAGCUACACCAUUUCCAAAAACUGAUGGAUUUCUUAGUGGGAAUGUUAUUGAGCAAGAAACAGGAUUUAAAUUCCCAACCUCACCUCCAUCAACUUUCACCACACAAAAAGACAAGGCUACCCCUACUGAAAAUGUGUCACCAUUUCAGUUUUCUGGUAGCGAGCUUUCAGAAUCCAAACCAAAAGCACCUGAUUCGACCAGUGUAUUUAAUUUGGACACAAAGAAUGAUCAAGUUAAGGUCACCAACAAGGAUGAAAAUGGAAAUGAUCAAAAGCUGGAAAAUAUUCCUGCAGCUUCAUCAACGAGUGCUAUGUUCUCAUUUGCCAGCUCAGCAGCGAAGGACUCAAGUGGUCCCACUCCGACCAUGACACCUGAUUCAAGCUCUCCUAUAUUUUCUUCAUCAACUCCUUUUCCAGCUUCUGGUGCAGAUGCAAAUUCAGUUUUCAAUAAUAGCUCUUCCAAUAUUACCCCCGCCAGUACUUCCAUAGCCACUAGUAGUGUCUUCUCUACUACAUCUUUACCACCACCAGCCUUCAGUUUCGGGUCUUCUAAACCAACUUCUUUGGCAGAAACUGGGAAGGCUGAUGCUAUAACUGAAAAGGAACCAAAAGUCCACCCUACUUCCACCGCCACUGCCACCACCACAACAAAUGGUGGUGCUCUCUUCGGCUUCAGCUCUCCGGCAGCCGCUUCCACCACCACCGCCGCCACAAGUGGCGGUGCUCUCUUUGGCUUCAGUUCUCCGGCUGCUACUUCCACCACCACCACCACCACUAGUGGCAGUGCUCUCUUUGGCUUUGGUUCUUCGGCAGCUACUUCCACCACCUCCACCACCAGUACAUCAAAUGCUGGCGCGCUCUUUGGCUUCAGUUCUCCAGCAGUCACUUCCACCACCACUACCACAAGUGGUGGUGCUCUCUUUGGCUUCAGUGCUCCGGCUGCUACCUCCACCACCACCACCACUAGUGGCAGUACUCUCUUUGGCUUCAGUUCUCCGGCAGCUACUUCCACCACCGCCACCACCACAAAUGGUGGUGCUUUCUUUGGUUUCAGUUCUCCAGCUGCCACUUCCACCACCACUGCUCCAUCGCAGGGGUCUUUCUUUACUGCUGCCAGUGGUUCUCAGUCAAACACACCGACAUCUACUCCUGUUACUCAGGCUGUUCCCUUCCAGUUUUCUUCAAGCAGUUCUUUAUUUGGAUCUUCUGCUCCUGCUUUUGGCAUUAGUUCUUCAGAGGGCAAAUCCGGUAAUUCCACUAGUGGGUCCACCUCCACCACUAGCAUAUUUGGUUCUUCUUGGCAACCCCCAAACUCUUCAGUAUUCUCAUUUGGGGCAUCAUCUGCAGCCACAACUCCACCUAUCACAUUUGGUGCAUCAUCUAAUACAACCGCAUCAACAGGAUCUUCCAUGUUUUCAUUCACUACAUCUGGUCCCACCAAGCCGUCUUUCACAACCCCCUCCACAGUUUUUGGAAACCCAACUCCUGUUUUUGCGAAUAAUAAUAAUAAUGAUCAAAUGAGUAUGGAAGACAGCAUGGCGGAGGAUUCUAUGCAGACUCCUAGUCCAAGUCCUGUUUCUGUUUCACCAUUUGGUCAAGCGGCUCCUGUGGCUGCAUCACCAGGGUUCAUGUUCGGUUCAGCCACCCCAGCCCCACCACAAGUGGCGGCUCCUUUCCAGUUUGGUGGCCAGCCAAACCAAGUGCCGCCUCAGAAUCCAUUCCAGUCAUCGAGUGUAGAGUUUAAUGCUGGUGGAGGAAGCUUUUCGUUAGGGUCUGGUGGUGGUGAUAAAUCUGGAAGGAGGAUGGUGAGAGUUACUAAAAGCAAGAACAGGAGGAAAUGA
Molecule: messenger RNA, 3741 nt
Organism: Lactuca saligna
Lineage: Eukaryota; Viridiplantae; Streptophyta; Magnoliopsida; Asterales; Asteraceae
Source: the annotation of a GenBank genome assembly